AUCAGCGAGCACCACAAUUUCCACACUGUACAAACAUUCAGCCCAAAGGCCCCGAAGCAAUAGAGAGCAGGUUUCUGUGUGCAAUGGCCUCUUCGCUGCCGUGCUGAACGAAUAACUUUCUCAAUUUUGUUAUCAACGCGAAACGCGAAGAAAGUACCGGACCGUCUUUUUAAACCACGCAAACUAUACACAUACACACCCCAAACGAAACAGUGGCUAUCCUCUACCGUCCUAGUGUCCGGUGAAAGGAGCGAAAAAUCGGGAUUUCAUUUGUUGUUGUUUUUGUGAUCGGUGCUGUGGUGUAUUUUUCCCGAAAAAAAGUGAGACGGGACUGUAUCGAAAGCUGCUGAGCUGGUGUAGUUUUGGUGAAGAGCGAUAUUGUGCGGUGUUGGUUUGUUUAUUGCGGUGCAAUCGAACUUGUCCCAGUGCAUCCCUGUGAUCUUGUGCGUUGUUUUGUGAAGGAAGCCUCUCUCGGUAGUUGGUAUUGAAACGCAAGCGAACUUGUUACCUCGAACUUUACAUCGGUCAUAUCGCCUGACCGUGGCACACUACAGGAAGUGGCCCCGCGCGCGUGUGUGUGUGUGUGUGUGUGUGUGCGUACCGUGUAAUUAAAGUUGUGUCUCGCAAAUGGUAACGAUUGUUAAUGGAAAGCUGUAACUUAUGGGAUUGAAAUCGUAGGUGCAAAUAUUGUAACAAGCAACGCUCCAUUCCAAGCCCAACACAUUGUUAUGGUUUUCUAAAUUUAGCUGCUAGCUGCUCAUUUCAUCUGCCACCCAAGCGAGGUCAAUAUUGGCAAGCAGAAUCGCGCGACUACAUUUGCAUAAGGAAGCAAAAAACAGCGAAACGAUCAGCAAAUACGAAACCAAUCUGAAAUCCCAGCAACGUAGGAAAGUGGUCGUACAGGAGUGAUUCGUUCGUUCUGUGCAAGAAUCCGUGUGGCAAGGGUGGCCUUCCGCUAAUCAGCAGCUUCUCCCCUCACAUACACACAUACGCUCGCUGUACGAAGGGAGCAAACAGCAGACGGGGUCCAUUAUUUGACUGUUGAUGAUAGAAUUUCGGGACGGUUCCAUAUUUUUUAUCAUCAUUACGCGUUGAAAACAACAAGCCUGAGGAGGAGUAAAAAAAGCACAAACAAACACAACAGUGAAACUCAGGUCCCAGGGCUUAUCCCCCGGAACGGCGGUGUGUGAAUCGCGGCACGAAGUGUCGUAAAAACAAAACAGAAGUAGUGGUGGUGUAUUCGCUUGCCCCUGUGUGCGUUGUUGGAUGUUGGAUGCGAUUGUGCGACGAGUGUGUGCGGAAAUUAUAAUAUUCCCAUUUAAACGCCUCUCCCGAACGACCUGAGGACGACCGCCUGGGGAGCUUGCGGAGGAGUGCGGUAUUCUCCACUUCAAUUGCUGCACGUCGUAAAAAACUAUCUUAGCAAGCGCCAGAUCACAUCUGUUUGUGGUACGAUACAGAUAUCUCUCCAUACUACUAAGAUCGCUUGAGGAGUGGCCAGUGGUUGCUAGGGAAACAUCGCACCACAGCAACAAUGGAUGUAACGUUGAUCGUGAAAGCAUCCAACCAGCAAUGCGAGGACCUUACCAUCAAAUGCGAACCAUCCUGGACGAUUCGUCGGUUAAAGGGCCAUCUCACGGAAGUUUACCCGGGAAAGCCGAGCACCGAUGAACAGAAGCUGAUCUACUCCGGACAACUGCUCAGCGACAGCGUGGUCCUGAAGGAUGUCCUUCGCCAGUACGAUGGACAGCAGGCUCACACGGUGCACCUAGUUUUCACGCCAAAGAACAGCUAUUACGGGGGCAGCAGCAGCGGUAGUAAAUCGAAUGCCAGCAGUAAAAUGGUGCCCAACUCAAGCACAUCCUCUGCGGGACCGAACGCGACCAGUAAUAGCAACGGUAGCAGCGGCAACCAAGCUGCCAGCAGUAGUGCCCCGGUUGGUGCACCUUCCUACGAUAGAACCGCGCUCGGUGACGGUUUGAGCACCAUGGAGGAAACGAGCGGAGACGGUGUGCGCCAUCGUUCGGUUUCGCAGGGCAGAUCGACGGCAGCAAGGGCAAACCCUGCGAGACCGUCGCAGUUCGCAGAGCAAACGGCCGCCUAUCAAAGCUUUAUGCAGCAUACGUACAUGCAGUACUUUAACCAAUACGUUAAUCUAAUUAAUGGACAAAACAAUGCGAACGCUCUUUAUGCUGCCUCGGGCCUUCCAGGAGCAGCUGGAACUGCAGAAACGGCCGCCACCUCCACAAAUCCCCUCUCCGGAGCGCAACCCUUUCCAGCUGUUCCGUUUGUACCGCUGGUACAACCAACGGCAAUGGCUGGCGGUUUCCCGAAUCUUGCCUAUUACCCCUGCAUGACCCCAGCGCCCUACUCGAGUGGGUUUCCUUCAGCCACCAACAUUCCUUCCGCUCCGUCCGGUGCCGUAAAUGCUGGCAAUGUACCAGCCAGCGUACUAUCAUCUUCUAGCUCCUCCGGUCAACCAAUUCCUUCGCCACAAACGAGUUCAUCGAUGGCGGAUGCAAGUACGACACCGUCUGCGGUACCUUCGGCAAGCGGCACGGACACAGCAGCAGCAGCAGAACAACAGGCAGGAGCAGCGGCACAGGAUGGAGCAGCACAGGCAGGUGCCGGGGCAGCUGCCCCAGCCCGUGCCCGCCGGUUUCCGAACAUUGUCGUCGAGGAGCAGGAAAACAACGACUGGCUGGACGUGUUCUUCAGCAUGUGUCGGAUAGGAAUACUGAUCACGGUGAUCUAUCUGUACUCGUCUCCGAUGCGCUGCCUGACGGUGCUCUUCAUCGGUGUGAUGUUGUAUCUGAAAAAACAUCUGGAUCGUGUGUAUCAGGCGAUCGACAGACGUAUACCGCGUUUGCAACCGAAUCAGGAGGCUAACGCUGCCGCCGCUGCUCCACAGCCCGUGGCAGCGGUCCAGCCAAACACUAACGUACCUGACCACAACCCGGCCGAGCAGCAGCGACCGCCCAACGUUGGCGCCUCGGGUGUGGAGAAUGUUUCCAAAACGACGGAAAAUGCUGCUGGACCAUCGGGCAGCCAGGAAACCAACGAUGCAUCAACCAGCAGCAGAACGGCCAUGCCACGACCCAGCUCGAGCGGACGAGGUAACGAACCAACCACGAAAAACGAAGCUGCUGCGGAUGACCAGCAGCAGCAGCAGCAGCAGCUACUGCAACGGACUGAAGAACGGACGAAUACAACCGAAGGCGAGACGGCAGCAACCGCGGAACAGCCUGCCGCCGAAGGUCAGCGGAUGACACUUAACGAUAUGACCUCGUUCCUCGGGACGCUGGUGAUAACGUUCUUCACGUCCAUCAUUCCUGACACGCCCGCAGCGUAAAUCUUUACGUGCCCAAAAAGAAAAAGGGAAUCGACGGCGACAAAGCGGUAAGAGUUUGAGGUUUGCUGUGGGUUUUGUCUUCUAAAUUUUGUUCGCGCGAAAAAAAGAACAACGAAAACAGCUUUUGUACAGUUAGAGUUAUACGACCCGGGUGGGAUUGUUGAGGGCAGAACCGGCAUAUGCUUGUAGGUAGGAUCGCCCCUCGUUCUGCAUUACCUGAUAUGAUUUGUUACUCUUUUUGUUUGGUUUUUUAAAAGGUACACUCAUAUAUACAAUAAUUUAAUAAUCUGUGUUAGUAACGGCCAUGCAUGUAGAGGGAGCAGCAGUGGGAGAGGUUUGAGUGGCAUUCGGUAUACUUGCAAGUCGCCAUCAAGGAAAGCUAACAUCGGAACGAUCUUCUCCUCCAAGAGCCUGCUUUCCUAAGCUGUUCUGAUGGAGAGAUCUAACCCUGGCAGUCUGCGCUUACAACUCUCUCCAGUUUUUCUCAUCCCAUCCGGACCGCAUCCCCGCACGUAAGGCUGACUACUUUACUAUGGGUAAAAUCAAGUCACAGAAAGCCAGAAAUGACAGGCCGAGACCUCUCGUGGUUGUAGCACUUACUUGUUUAUAAGGCGCUACAACCGCUUUGCGGUCUUGGCCUGCUGCAACAAUCCUCGAUACCGCUCGCAAUCCGUUAUCCCGGCCGUUCUGGCGGACGUAUCAACGCCAUCACUCCAUCUCAAUUUGGGCCUAUCACGCCUCCUCUGCCCGUGUGGACGGCCUAAAAGGACUUUACGGGCUGGGUCGUCCGGUGUCAUUCUCAUGACGUGACCAGCCCACCGGAGCCUGGCGAGUCUAAUGCGCUGCACGAUGGUGAGAUCAUCGUACAGCUCGUAGAGCUCGUCAUUGUAGCGGCUUCUCCAUUGUCCUUCCACACAUACGAAGGCCUAAAAUCCUUCCGAGCAUCUUCCUUUCGAACGCGGCUAAGAGGGUUUCGUCAGUUUUGGACAGAGUCAAUGUUUCAGAGGCGUAUGUGAGUACUGGGACUAAAAAUGUUCUGUACAGUUCCAGCUUCGUCCUUCGCGACAGGUAUUUAGAGUGGAGAAGUUUCCUCAGUUUGUAGCAUGACCGGGUGGCAGCCAGCACCCUUGCGCGUACCUCAACAUCAAUGUUGUUGUCGGUGGGCUGGCUUUUGAUCCCAGAUAGGUGAAGUUUUUGCCCAGAUAGGUGAAGAUAGGGUGAGGCUGUAGUGCCACCGAACAAGCAGAAGCUUAUAGGACUUGUCUCCUGCAACAGUACAGGUCAUGAUCGUCUAUUUUUGUCUUCUUUUACUGCAUCGACACCGUUUCCUGGCUCUACGUGCAGUGGCCUAAGUUCUUUGCUUUUGAGAAGCCAUUCCCCGUCAAAGCCAGGAUAGAAGCACCUUCAAUCAGGCACUUGCUUCCUGCAAUUCAUGUGUCCUCAUGUAUCCUUUUCAAUUUUUCGAUACUUGGAGAGGGUUUCAGCCAAAGCGUCCCAACAUUGUCUUCGUUGGCUCUUGUUUUCUUAUUUUUAACUAGCCAUUUUCAUAAAAGGUGAGCUGCCGUGCAACCUAUUAAUGCUUCCUGCAAACAUACUGAUUGCCUCUCAAACCUCUCCCACUCUCGCCUCAUUCGCUGCGGAAUCCUCCGAUCCCCCAGCCAUACUCAUCACCAUUUUCCUUUUUCCAACGGUCCGCAGUUAGAGUGAACAAGACUAGUAGCAAUCACAUCAUCGACUCGGUAGCAAGCAUUUCCAACACAAUAUCACACUGGAUGAGCUGUAUACGUUCAUUGGUCCUUCGAGCUAGAAGCCUGGUUAGCGAGCAAUCCAGUGGGUCCGGUGAGCAGGACACUGAGGGACAGAUUUCGGUCACAAAGCACAAUUUGCUGCAACGCUUUCGGAAGCAUAUCCCACAUUCAUAGUUGUAAAAGAUUGCCAUUACACUUUUUGUUUCUUCUUCCCGCUGGGAGGGCAGAAUUUUGCGCUUUAGAUGCGAAUAAAUGGUAGCAAAAAUUACAAAAAACCAGAUAACUUUAUCGGAAUUUAGAGUAGUGGAUAGCGAGAUAGAUUUUUGGGAAAGUUAGAUGGAUGAUUACGGUGUUGGACUCUCUGACCUUGAAGAAGAGUGUACAGCUUUAGGGAAAUGAUCGGAGGCGCAGAUUUUGGUUCGUUUAGGCUCGGACUAACCAAAAAAAGGAAGAAAAAAACAUUAUUAGCAGCGGUAGAGAAUAACAGAAACGUGUAACUAAUUGUUUUUAGGCUUGUGUUGUGUGUGUGUUUCUUAUCCCAUUGCAGUAAGCCCUAAGUUUAACCUUCUUGUUAUAAAUCAUUGUGAUUGAUGUAUUAAUAAUAUUUGAAAAUAAAGUGUAAAAAAAAGUCAAAAGUUUA
Messenger RNA from Anopheles stephensi (Asian malaria mosquito), 5740 nucleotides. It is a transcript of the gene Herp, whose product is annotated as homocysteine-responsive endoplasmic reticulum-resident ubiquitin-like domain member 1 protein. The coding region runs from base 1535 to 3352 and encodes 605 amino acids. Gene Ontology annotation, biological process: endoplasmic reticulum unfolded protein response. Gene Ontology annotation, molecular function: protein binding. Lineage: Eukaryota; Metazoa; Arthropoda; Insecta; Diptera; Culicidae. The transcript is spliced from 4 exons. The record is from RefSeq and is a predicted model, not a curated record.